GCAUGUGUCGCACGAAUCAAUCGGCUUUGGCCAUUUAAGCGAGAAAGACAAAGUUGAAAAUCGAAUUCGUUAAUUACACUUUUAGAAAGGCUUGUGCGCUAAUAAUUAAUGGGAAAUUUGUCAUUUUUAUUCAAACGACCGGCGGAAUUCAUUGGUGAUUUAGAGAGUGAUUGCAAAAAAGUUAUCGACAAAAUGAUGACAGCAGCCAACAAAAGGACGAUGGAUCAGUUCAACUAUGAUUGGUACGACAGGCAUACGCACAAUAUGGCCAUGCAGCACUUCAAUUUCUAUGUUCCCACGAGCUACGAUCAAAAGCAGCAUCUGCCGUUACAUCGAACGCUCCACGAGGACCAGCACUUCUGCCCGUGCAUCGAAUGCACUGGUCCCUACACGUACAUCAACGACUUGACUAUUUACGAUGACAUACAGUCCUCAGAGAUUCUCCCUGCAGAGAAUCAGGAAGAAAACAUGAACGUACAAAUUCCAAUGGUGGAACCCAAUUUCAACGGUUGUCCAGCGGAACCAAUGGAAACUCAAGAUGUAGUGUCCCAUGAAAUUGAAGUUCGAGAUGUUACACGAGCAGGGCAUGAGAAAGCCGAACCAAGACACUUUGAGCUACUUAAAGUUCUAGGCCAAGGCUCUUUUGGCAAGGUCUUUCUUGUCAGAAAAACUAUUGGUAGAGACAAGGGUACUCUUUAUGCCAUGAAGGUUCUUAAAAAGGCUACCCUGAAAGUACGAGAUAGAAUGAGAACUAAGAUGGAACGUAAUAUUCUAGUCGAUAUAGAGCAUCCUUUCAUUGUACGCUUGCAUUAUGCAUUUCAAACGGAAGGAAAGCUUUACUUGAUAUUGGAUUUUCUUAGAGGAGGUGAUCUUUUUUCCAGGUUAUCUCAACAGUUAAUGUUUACAGAAGAAGAUGUAAAAUUUUACUUGGCAGAAUUAGCGUUAGCUUUAGAUCAUGUACACAAACUUGGUAUUAUUUACCGAGACUUAAAGCCUGAAAACAUACUUCUUGAUACUGAAGGUCAUGUUGUUCUUACUGAUUUUGGAUUGAGCAAACAACCUUUGGAUGAUUCACAAACAUAUUCCUUUUGUGGAACAGUUGAAUAUAUGGCUCCUGAAAUAGUUAACAGGAAAGGACAUUCUUUUGCUGCUGAUUGGUGGAGUUUUGGAGUUGUUCUGUUUGAAAUGUUGACGGGUGUUUUACCAUUCCAUGGAGCCAAUCGCAAAGAAACCAUGACUCAAAUUUUAAAAGCCAAGUUGGGAAUGCCUCAAAAAAUAUCUCCAGAAGCACAAGCUUUGUUGAGAGUUUUAUUCAAAAGGAAUCCUGUCAACAGAUUAGGAUCAAGUAGGUUCAAACUUUACAAAAAUAUGAACUCAAUUAAAUAUAAUCAAUUUUAUCAACAUUUUAUUUCAGAGGGAAUUGAAGAAGUAAAAAAUCAUGUAUUUUUUGCAACCAUCGAUUGGCAAAAAUUAUACAACAAAGAAAUUAAACCCCCAUUUAAACCUGCAGUAAGCGAAGACGAUGAUGCUUACUAUUUUGAUAAAGAGUUUACAUGUAAAACGCCGAAAGAUUCACCGGGAGUGCCACCUAGCGCAACAGCUCAUGAACUCUUCCGAGGUUUUAGCUUCGUUGCACCGUGCUUGCUCGAAGAUUCCAAUGGCGGCGAACACAAGCCAAGCGAAAACGUAGCCACGAGUUUUCCUACUCAUAUAAACUCUACCUGCAUCACGGAUGAAUAUGACUUUAAUCAAGAAAUCGGAAAAGGCAGUUACAGUACUGUUUAUUUGGCUGUACAUAAGCUGACAAAAGUAGAAUAUGCCAUCAAAGUAAUCGAUCGAAAAAAGCGAGACCCGACCGAAGAAAUUGAGAUACUUUUACGUUAUGGUCGACACCCUCACAUCGUCACCUUAAAAGCCCUUCACGAGGAUGAAAGACAUGUUUACCUUGUAUUGGAGCUUUUGAAGGGUGGCGAACUACUCGAUCGCAUGUUACAACGUCGUAACUUUACUGAGGCAGAAGCAGCAGAGGUCAUGUUCACUAUAUCUAGUGUCGUACACUAUCUCCACGAAAAUGGGGUUGUUCAUCGCGAUAUAAAACCAUCAAAUAUUUUGUACGCAAAAACUGGAUACAAUCCGUCUACUUUGUGCAUUUGUGACCUUGGAUUCGCCAAACAACUCAGAGCUGAAAAUGGAUUACUUAUGACACCUUGUUACACAGCUAAUUUUGUUGCACCCGAAGUGUUGAAACGACAGGGUUACGAUGCUGCUUGUGACAUUUGGUCUUUAGGCAUAUUAUUGUACAUCAUGUUGUCUGGUCGAAUACCAUUUCCAAAUACACCCGGUGACACAGCCAACGACAUCUUAGAUAGAAUAGGCCGUGGCUACGUCGAUGUCGAGAGUGGCGUAUGGAGCAUGAUCACUCCCGAGGCUAAAGAUUUGGUUAAACGUAUGUUGCAUAUUGAUCCAACUCGCAGACCCAAUGCAGCCAGCAUAUUAAAACAUCCGUGGAUCGUCAACAGGCAUCGAUUGCCCCACAAUCCAUUGCCUGAUAUCGUCAAAGACCCACUGGUCGUAAAAAAUGCCGUAGCAGCUACUUAUCAAGCUAUGUCAAAUAGUCCAAGGGCACCGCAUAUAGGACCUGUCGUAAUGUCUGAAUUGGCGCGGCGCAGAAAUCGAGCUAAGUUAUCGGCUAAUAUUCACGUUUGAGAACAGCAAAACGUUAUUCGAAAAAAAAAGUCUUUAAAAUCACAACAAUGAUUUGUACUUUUGUUGCCGCUUUUUUUCGAGCCCAUUUGAGAUUCAACGGAUAAUCCUUGAAUUUCUUUUUUAAAGAUUUUUUAUUUAAUUGAAUUAUAGAUUUUUACAAAUAAGUUUAGGCCA
Trichogramma pretiosum is the source of this 2880-nucleotide messenger RNA. RefSeq names its product ribosomal protein S6 kinase 2 beta-like. Lineage: Eukaryota; Metazoa; Arthropoda; Insecta; Hymenoptera; Trichogrammatidae. Gene Ontology annotation, molecular function: ATP binding; ribosomal protein S6 kinase activity; magnesium ion binding. The record is from RefSeq and is a predicted model, not a curated record. Gene Ontology annotation, biological process: protein phosphorylation; intracellular signal transduction. The coding region runs from base 109 to 2706 and encodes 865 amino acids. The transcript is spliced from 12 exons.